UCCUUCUUCUGCUUCCCCGAUCCAUCGCUUUCCGUUCGUAGCCCCUCCCACUCAUACUUCUUCACCUUCGCCACAGCUCUCUCUCUCUCUCUCUCGCUCGCUCUUUCUCUGCUUUAGUUGCCGGAUCUCCCAAUGGCUUUUUCAGGUGCUCGUGAAUUUGACUGGCAGAGAAGGAUGAUAUGAUUGCAAUGCAGAUCUAUUAUUGUUUGUUUGAUACACAGAGUAAGUUGGUACCGCCUUUACAAGAUGCCAUAUUUCAUACAGAGACUUUAUAAUACUUGCAAAGCAUCAUUUUCCCCGAAUGGACCGGCCUCAGAAGAAGCUCUUGAGAAAGUUCGUGCCAUGCUAGACAAAAUCAAGCCUACUGACGUAGGUCUUGAACAGGAAGCACAAUUGGUACGCAGUUGGUCAGGUACUGCGAAUGAGCGUAAUGGAAGCCAUCAGUCACUGCCAACAAUCAAAUACUUGCAUUUACAUGAGUGUGACAGCUUCUCUAUAGGAAUUUUCUGCAUGCCACCUUCCUCUAUCAUACCUCUUCAUAAUCAUCCUGGAAUGACCGUGUUGAGCAAGCUUGUUUAUGGCACACUACAUGUUAACUCAUAUGACUGGCUUGAUUUACCUGGGCCUUCUGAUCCUUUGCAAGCAAGACCUGCAAAGCUGGUUAGGGAUGUUGAGGUGACGGCACCAUCUCCAACAACAAUUCUUUAUCCCACAAGUGGAGGCAAUAUCCAUAGUUUCCGAGCAUCAACUCCCUGUGCUAUAUUUGAUAUCCUAGCUCCACCUUACUCUUCCAAAGAUGGACGGCACUGCACUUAUUUCCGAAAGUCUCCAAGAAAGGAUCUACAUGGUGAUUGUCAGUUGGAUGGAGUUACAGGCUCUGAAGUGACUUGGUUAGAAGAAUUUCAACCUCCUGACAACUUUGUGAUUCGGAGAGGGCUGUACAGGGGUCCUGUUAUUAGAACUUGAUAUUUCUUGUUUUGCUGGAUCAUGCAUUUUAAUUAUCUUGACUCUUCAUUGAGGGAAAUCAUGGUAUAUGAGUUGUCAAUAGCCAUUGGAACAAAAAUAAGUUAUGUUUGGCUCUACGUUAGGCAUUUGGUUUGUACAUAUUAAUUCACUAAUCUAGUCCUCUGUUUUACUGACC
This is a messenger RNA of Corylus avellana, 1141 nucleotides long. The record is from RefSeq and is a predicted model, not a curated record. Lineage: Eukaryota; Viridiplantae; Streptophyta; Magnoliopsida; Fagales; Betulaceae.